Molecule: messenger RNA, 1695 nt
Organism: Cucurbitaria berberidis CBS 394.84
Lineage: Eukaryota; Fungi; Ascomycota; Dothideomycetes; Pleosporales; Cucurbitariaceae
Exons: 3
Coding region: 1-1695 (564 amino acids)
Source: RefSeq, a predicted model, not a curated record
AUGCCCAUUCACUUCUUCAAAUCCAAGAAAUCGUCAGCGCCGAAAGGUAACACCAUAAAGAAAGCAGAACCCCUCAACGGCCGCCCGUCAGCGCCAACAACUCAACAAAGUAGCUUUCCAGGCAUCGAUAAGAAGCAAAAGGACCUUGUGACCGCAAACGAGUGGAUCAAAGAGGGCUUUUCUAAGAAGCAAAAGAGACCUGGCCGUAGGAUAAGUGUACUAACUAGAACGCUGGCGGAUCCAUAUCAUGCGAUUCUUGUGAAUGGAGCGACCCUAGAGGCGAACGACAAUGCGAUCAUCACCGAACUUGAAAACACCGAAGCUCCAUCUAUAUCUGCAAAUGCCACGGUCUCUGAGUCAUCCAAAGAUAGCAAGACUCAGCAGCAGGUGCAGCCGCCGAUGCUGGACCUUUUGCUUGGCCGCCAAGAUCCCUCCUCUCGCUAUUUCACACGUCGGUUAGUACGCAUACCAGACUCUGACAAUGGCGCUCCUUCGAUCUCCUCUUCCCUUUUCCCAGGGCGUGCUUCCGAAAAUGUAUCGCCGCUCCAGCUCAUUGAUUACGACCCACAUGCCUUUGAGCUAUACAAAAUCUGGUCACAUACUGGCACUCUCCCUACCCACUGUCGAGAAAUAUGGUAUACAUUGAGCGACCGAAACCAAAAGCAUACGUGGCGGAGCUGUUGGUUGCUAAUGAAUGCAGUGAUCCUGGGUAGUACAAUCGGCGAACCGGACUUUACCGACCGUGUCAUGGACUUGCUUGAGGAGAGGGUAGGAAACGGCGUAUGUGCUGACAAGGAUACAAUCGCGCACAUAUUCACCGAAAGAGAUGAUGAUAUUCCGGAGGUACUGAAGCGAUUUGUUGUCGAUCGGUGUAUUGCAGCUGGCUUCGAAAGCUUCAAUGACUUGGACAAACCCAAUUUGCCGUCUUCUUUCAUCAAUCUUGCGCUCGAAACAGCGUUGCGACGUCUAUCACAUGCCGGUCAAGUAUCGCUGGUACCAGGAUGUGAAUAUCACACUCACGAUACUCUAGAGAGCUGCUACAUGAGAAAACUUACAUCAUCAGAAGUCAGGAGGAUGGGCCAAUUGAAACUACAACGUAGCAUGUCACAUAAAAGAUCUGGGGCGAUGGCGACGAAUUCUUGGCAAGAUAACAUAAAAAGAAUCGACUGGGAACAGCGUAGAGCGGGAAUAACCCGAGUUGUGAAGGAUCAGGUUAGAAAGACUGGAGGAACUCAAUGCGGCUUCAACGGGUCAGACAACAGGGGAUCAGGACUCGAUACUACUGACAAGACGACCACAAGAAAUGGGACUACUAGCGACGUGGUUGACAAGAUCAAAAGUGAGCCUCCGACUCGCGCACCACCACCACCGCCUAGCGUUAUCGAAUUGCAAGGUAGCGUAGCGCACGUCAUGCUUCCUUUGGAUAAAGAGACAGCUUUUCAGGAGGAUACAGUGAGACAAACCAAUGGUCUACCGGCACCUUCCUUAACCACAUGCGGCUCUAACUCACCCCAUCUGAGUACAAGGAGUAUUCAGUCGAAGCCGGACACUGGAGAGCUUGCGGAUUUGGGUUCGGAGUUCGAUUUCAAUAAGUGUACGACAUGCCCUGGUGCAUUUCCGGAGUCACGUGUUGGAAGCUUGAAAACUGCUUCUCACCCCGAAGAAAUGUUGGGGAACAGUUGCGCCAGUGCAUGA